This is a messenger RNA of Apiotrichum porosum, 1308 nucleotides long. It is a transcript of the gene GPI12, whose product is annotated as N-acetylglucosaminyl-phosphatidylinositol de-N-acetylase. Bases 1 to 1308 code for a protein of 435 amino acids. The transcript has 7 exons. Gene Ontology annotation, molecular function: N-acetylglucosaminylphosphatidylinositol deacetylase activity. Lineage: Eukaryota; Fungi; Basidiomycota; Tremellomycetes; Trichosporonales; Trichosporonaceae. Gene Ontology annotation, biological process: GPI anchor biosynthetic process. The record is from RefSeq and is a predicted model, not a curated record. Gene Ontology annotation, cellular component: endoplasmic reticulum.
AUGUCAUCACUCGCUGGCGCCGACGGGGCGUGGGCGUUCAUCGUCUCGCCUCCACUGCCGACUCCUCUCAACUACAUCCCCUUCAUCUUCCGUGUGAUGGCCAUCAUGCUCGCCGCGCCCUUCGCCCUCGGUGUUGCUCUGGACCUCAUUGCCUACGCGAUUGCACGUACACUGCACAUCUCGGCCUCGAACCUGCGCGUGCCACGCUCGCCGCCCCAUGCGCCUGUGGAGCUGCUGCAGCAGACCGACAGCGCAGAGUCCGAGUCUGACAACGACUCUGACUCGCCUGUUGCCCAUGGCCUCGUCUCUCGCCAGAUGUCGCCCACACACAUGCGUCCUGCCAAGCAGCCCAGCUCUGCUGCAAUCUCCCGCCCGCUCCAGGUCUUGGCCGUCGGAACAAUUCUUGUCGCCGUAUUCCUCCAGUGGUUCACCAAGUCGAGCAACGUCCACACAGCUCUCCGCCUCGCCGAGGACGGCCCAUACGAACGCCCCGCCGCCCUCGUCCUUACCGCGCACCCCGACGACGAGGUCAUGUUCUUUGCACCCACGAUUCUCAACCUGGCGUCGACUGGCUGGGACAUCAUGGCCGUCUGUGUGUCGGAUGGCGACGCAGACAGCCUUGGCGCUGUGCGUUCAGAGGAGCUCUACAACAGCUAUGCUCGCCUCGGGGUCUCCAGGGACAAUGUGACCAUUAUCCGUCAUGCCGACUUGCAGGACGGCAUGUCCAACACGUGGGACCCGCGCUUGAUCGCAAACAUCGUCGCCCCUUACAUCGCACGCCACCACAUUUCGCACCUGAUCACGUUUGAUAACCGCGGCAUCAGCGGCCACCCCAACCACAUUGCACUGUCCGACGUGCACGCGUACCUCUCCGACACUGUCGAGACGGACGCGGACGGCACCACGACCAAAGUCACUCCUCCUCCCCGUCUCUUGCAGCUGCAGACCCCGCCGCUCGCCGUCAAGUUUACCGGUCCGCUGGGGGCCGUGGCGUGCGCGCUCCGUGACCUGCGCAACCGCGGCGCUCACCCAGACACCAAGGGCCUCACCCAGCCCGAGCUGGCCACAUUCGUGGCGUCUCCCGCCCAGUAUGCGCGUGCUAUCCGCGCCAUGCUCGCUCACGGCAGCCAGCUCGUGUGGUUCCGUUGGCUGUACAUUUCCUUUUCCCACUUGAUGUGGGCCAACCAGUUGAUAGAAGUCGUCUUGCAACUGCACGCCAAACCCUCCCUCCGCGGCCGAGCAAGAGGUCUUGUCCCCGCCAAGAACCCCCAACCUCGUGAGAAAGAAGCUCCCCCCACACUAGUAUAG